AUGGACAAGAGUGAAAAUUCUUUUUCCGAGAUAUUAGACCUACGCAGCUUUGAUCUCGGCGUGUGCUCCCUGUUUGACGCUCAACCUACAGAAACUAUCGACCCGCCCAACCAAUCCGAGUCUCCUGCCGUUUUCACCUUUCCUGAUCGCCCCCAGAUAAAUUAUCAACCAACGGCUAAUGACUCAGACGCUCUCGAUGGCUUCGAUUUGUCGGUUGGAAAUACCUGGCAGUAUCCGACUUCCCAUGAAGUGCGCAGCUAUCAGUUUGUUAUCUCUGAACGCUGUCUCUAUCAGAACUGUCUAGUAUGCAUUCCUACAGGCCUUGGAAAGACUUUCAUCGCAGCUGUCGUGUUGCAUAAUUUCCUGCGAUGGUAUCCCUCCGGCCGGGUAAUCUUUAUGGCGCCGACACGGCCACUGGUGACUCAACAGAUGGAGGCCUGUCGAGAGUUUACUAAAAUGUCUCCGGAUAUAUUUACUGAAUUGACUGGCACCGUACAUCCGGCCCAGCGUGCUCAAAUGUGGAAUCAAUUUCGUGCCUUUUUUCUCACGCCUCAAGCGAUUGUGAAUGAUCUGAUCUCUGGGAUUUGUCCUGCUUCGUCUAUCACCUGUAUAGUAAUUGAUGAGGCCCAUAAGGCUACCGGGAAUCACGCCUACUGUCAGGUGAGAUUUUUUUACAUAUUUUGUUGGUGA
This is a messenger RNA of Dibothriocephalus latus, 690 nucleotides long. The record is from the annotation of a GenBank genome assembly. Lineage: Eukaryota; Metazoa; Platyhelminthes; Cestoda; Diphyllobothriidea; Diphyllobothriidae.